ACUUCAUGAUCGCCCUCAUUUUCCGCAUGCCCACUCUCCCCUUCGAAUCUGACGGUCCUCGUGCCAUCAACGUCGCUCCAUCGAGUGACCUCACCCGUCUCCCUAUCGUGCCCCAAAUCAGCGGCUGUGAUCUCGACAUCACAACGAAUCCCUCCUCGCCGCGCCACGCCCGGCCAUCCUCUAGGGUUUGGGCCAGCGUCUCCCCCCGCCAAACGCCGGCCAUCGACUCCGUCCGCGAGGAUGUCGUCGGACGCGAACUCUCUGCAGGAUCACCAGAUGUAUCGCGUCGAUGGCCCAGCCACCGCCGACGGCGGAGGCGGCCACGACGCGGAGACGAUCGACGUGACAAGCGAGCCUCCGCCGCCGGACCAAGACGGCCACGUCGCGGAAGCUGUAGAUGCGGCGGCGCCUCUCAUGAACAUGACAUCGAACCAGCUUACGCUUCUGUAUCAGGGAGAGGUCUACGUCUUCGACUCGGUCACGCCCGAAAAGGUACAAGCUGUAUUGCUAUUAUUAGGAGGGUGUGAGGUACCUUCCAGUAUAUCCAGCACAACAUUACCUGAUGCCCAAGAUGAAAAGGGUUAUGAUGAUAUACUACGACGUGCAAACAUUCCUGCAAAAAGGAUUGCUUCACUGAUAAGGUUCCGUGAAAAGCGUAAAGAAAGAAAUUUUGAUAAAAAAAUCCGAUAUAAUGUCCGCAAAGAGGUUGCUCUCAGGAUGCAGCGUCGGAAAGGACAGUUUGCUGGAAAGGCUAGUCUCCAGGAAGGAGCAACAGCCUCCUCAAGCUGUGAUCCUGUUCAGGAUGCAACUCUAGAAGAUCCUCCUAGGGAGUCCAAACACUAUGCUUCUUUAUGUCAUUUUUCUAGAUGUCAAAACUGCGGCAUUAGUGAAAAGAUGACACCAGCAAUGCGCCGUGGACCGGCUGGACCAAGGUCACUUUGCAAUGCCUGUGGACUCAUGUGGGCAAACAAGGGAACUUUAAGAAGCCCAUUUAAGGCCAAAUCUGUGGCCCCUAGCCUUGCUAAUUCAAGUGAUCAUGGUGAAGUCAUUGUCUCAGAACUGGGAAGUGAUAACAAAUCUAUUGAACAUGCACCAAAUAAUCAUGAGGCAGUUGCAACUUCUCAAAUUGCCAAAGAGGGUAUGCAAACUGAUGUGCAGCUUACAGAGAUCGAAAGACAAGCUUAAGACUACAUUGUGAAGAAUGUAGAGAGGUGUUGUUUCAAUGUUAAAUUUGAUGGAAUUCUCCGGCUUAGUUUAUAAAAUUAUUUUAUGCCAUGAUCGAUGAUAUAGGAGACAGCGGCACCCACAGAGAUCGGUGCAUGUGCAUGUGCAGUGCACGGUAUAUCACCAGAAAGUCUAACCUCCAGACCUGACACUAAAAGAUGAUGUGCUUGGUUUUCUUUGUUUCCAAUUCGAUGGUGUUAAUAUUAGCUGGAAGAUAUAUUUUUCUAACCUAGAAAUAGUUUGUGGAACAGACAUAAUCAGUUAUAUACUUUGUUUUCUUCAUAUAUGAAGUUGUGUUUUUGGGGAGA
Molecule: messenger RNA, 1532 nt
Organism: Musa acuminata AAA Group (dessert banana)
Lineage: Eukaryota; Viridiplantae; Streptophyta; Magnoliopsida; Zingiberales; Musaceae
Product: GATA transcription factor 18-like
Exons: 8
Coding region: 241-1185 (314 amino acids)
Biological process (GO): regulation of DNA-templated transcription
Molecular function (GO): sequence-specific DNA binding; protein binding; zinc ion binding
Source: RefSeq, a predicted model, not a curated record